Messenger RNA from Neltuma alba, 872 nucleotides. Its product is annotated as nudix hydrolase 15, mitochondrial-like. The record is from RefSeq and is a predicted model, not a curated record. The coding region runs from base 62 to 781 and encodes 239 amino acids. Lineage: Eukaryota; Viridiplantae; Streptophyta; Magnoliopsida; Fabales; Fabaceae. The transcript is spliced from 4 exons. Gene Ontology annotation, molecular function: coenzyme A diphosphatase activity. Gene Ontology annotation, biological process: coenzyme A catabolic process.
CAUUUUCCUGUGUCCGCAGUUCUAGGCACGCUGUAAAAGCCGAGGUCUGAGGUUGAGUGAAAUGGGUUCGAAUGAGGCAGACCCGAGAUUCUCUCAGAGAAUACAGGCUUUACUUCAGCAUUUACGAAGCCCCCAACCCACCGGUAUCAACAAUUCCUCGUCAAGCCAAUUCAGACCCAUCAAGAGAGCUUCCGUCUUGAUCUGCCUUUUCGAGGGGGAUGACGGGAAUUUGCGCGUACUUCUCACUUUGAGAGCUUCGUCGCUGUCAACCCACUCAGGCGAAGUUGCGCUGCCCGGUGGGAAGAGAGAAGAAGGCGAUCCUAACGACGUGGAGACGGCCUUGAGGGAGGCGAAGGAGGAGAUUGGUUUGGACCCUUCUCUUGUUACUGUUGUUACUUCUCUUGAGCCAUUUGGCACCAAGUAUGGUGUGACAAUAACUCCUGUUAUUGGCAUACUGUCAAACAAGGAUGCUUUUACUCCAAUGCUAAAUCCAAAUGAAGUUGAAGCCCUAUUUGAUGUUCCAUUGGAGAUGUUCCUCAAGGAUGAAAAUAGGAGAGCUGUGGAAAAAGAAUGGAUGGGAAAGAAGCAUUUAGUACAUUUCUUUGAUUAUGAAGUUGAUAAUAAGAAAUAUGUGAUCUGGGCUGUAACUGCGGCUAUGUUAAUCAGAGCGGCGUCACUUGUAUACCAGCGGCCACCAGCAUUUCUGGAGUUGAGGCCGAGCAUAUGGGGAGGACUUACUGAAAAUGACAUUUUAAUACUGCAAAGUAGUUCUAAACAGUGAUCUACUCAAUUUUUUUCUCCUCUUAAUAUUGUAUGAUCAUUGCAAGCCACGAAUCUAUUAAUGACAAAUAAAUGGCUUUUUUUUUUUUUUU